Trichophyton rubrum CBS 118892 is the source of this 834-nucleotide messenger RNA. RefSeq lists its product as uncharacterized. The record is from RefSeq and is a predicted model, not a curated record. NCBI's taxonomy places the organism in Eukaryota, Fungi, Ascomycota, Eurotiomycetes, Onygenales, Arthrodermataceae. The transcript has a single exon. Bases 1 to 834 code for a protein of 277 amino acids. Gene Ontology annotation, biological process: endocytic recycling; Golgi organization; lysosomal transport. Gene Ontology annotation, cellular component: GARP complex; EARP complex; membrane.
AUGUCAACGGUAUCCUCUCCUCGCCCGUCAAUAGCGUCCGCUCGAUCCCCGACACCAGCAUCAUCUCGCCGCCCUUCGGUCGAAAGUGCCAACUUCGCAUCCAGAACAGACCUUCCAAGUAAUGCUCUACGACGUAACAGGGCUGCCUUACGAGAAUAUUAUAACCUGCACCCAGGCAGAACUGAACCCUUAAAUCAAUCAAGGGCAAGGAGUGUUCCACCUACACCAGAUGGCGCACGUCCCAUAAACCAAAUCUCGAACAGUGAGCUUGACAGCCCAAAUUUCGAUUCACAUGACUAUGUGUCUCAUUUACUUGCUACUUCAUCCUUGGCGACUAUAUUACGCGCCGAAAACUCCCUUGUCAGCGACAUCAAGACUCUGGAUGGAGAGCGAAAGGCCUUAGUCUAUGACAAUUACUCGAAGCUUAUAAAGGCUGUUGAAACUAUCGGGAAAAUGAGAUCAAUACUAGAGGAGGAAGGAACUCCUGUUUUAAUGACAAAAACGCUGGCUCCUGCAGUUGGAUUUAUUGCUGAGACAGCAAUGUCACUUAUUCGGGAGCAGCAAGCGCUAAGACCAUCUACCAAUAAACCAGCACAAGCAAACGAGACACGGAAUGAAGCAGCAGUCAGGCCCGAAAAGGCAACCGUAUUAUGGGCGCUGGAUUCCCCAAGACGGUUGAAGCGAUUGUUGGACUCGGGGAAAAGAGGUGACGCUGAGCAAGAUUGGAGUGAGAUACAGUCCUUGCUUUCAAAAUGGGAUGAAGUUAGAGGGGUUCAAGAACUUCGAGCUGAGUGUGAACUACUCAUGGUUAAGAAGGAACUGCCAGAAGCGUGA